GAAUUAAUGACGAAAAUGAUUCAGGUACUUAUAAACUUUCCAUGUCAAGAUAGAUUAAAGAAACUAAACUUGCAUUCCUUAGAAAGACGAAGAGUGCGAGGAGAUAUGAUAGAAAUAUUUAAGUGGGUGAAAGGAAUCAAUAAAGGGGAUGUAGAUUGUUACCACAAGCAGCAAACACCUUAAGAGUCAACACCUACCCUGGCUUCUCUCCAGACUUUCAACACGUGGAGGACUCAUCGGUGGACCCAGAAUGGACUCUCCUCACCUACCUCAGGACCAAACUGCGGCUGUGUGGGACGAAGCUAGGGUGCGGCGAGGGCGGGUGUGGUGCCUGUACCGUCAUGCUCUCCAGUUAUGAUCGAGCCCAUGAGAAAGUGGUGCACUACUCAGUUAACGCGUGCCUCGCCCCUGUGGUGGCAAUGCAUGGUCUUGCUGUCACCACCGUGGAGGGCAUCGGCUCCACCACCACGGGCCUCCACGCCGUGCAGGAACGCCUCGCACGGUCCCAUGGCUCCCAGUGUGGCUUCUGUACCCCUGGUAUAGUUAUGUCCAUGUACACACUCCUGAGGAACAACCCCAAGCCCUCCAUGGCCGACCUUGAUGAGUACUUCACAGGGAACUUGUGUCGGUGUACGGGCUACCGACCCAUCCUGGAGGGAUUCCGAAGUCUCACCUCAGAGGCAACAGGUGGCUGUGGUAAAGUCAACUGCUGCAGGAACAGUGGCCAAAUCUCCCCUGAAGCAAACACCUAUGACAGUGGACCAGUGGACAACACCUCCUGUAAUACUAAUGAAGUUACUGGUAUCGCCAACGACCUCAACGGAGAAACAGACGUGUGUGAUGUAUUAUGUGACCCCAGUCAGUUCAAACCUUAUGACCCCAGCCAGGAUAUCAUCUUCCCUCCCGAGCUGAAGAUACGGAAUGACUUGGACAACCAAUACCUGGAGUUAAGGGGUCCACGGGUCACCUUCUACAGGCCAACAUCCCUUAGUCAACUCCUCCAUCUGAAGACUCUCCACCCAGCAGCCAAGAUCAUUGUUGGCAACACAGAAGUCGGUGUGGAGGUCAAGUUCAAGAAUCAGGUGUACCCAGUGCUCAUCAACCCCACCAACAUUGACAGACUCACCUCCAUCCAGCUUGAAGAGUCGGGGGUUGUGUUUGGUGCCUCCGUGACCCUCACCACCAUAGAGGACACUCUUCGAGACCAGGUCAACACCCAGCCAGAGCACCGGACACGGGUCUUCUCUGCUGUACUGGAGAUGUUAAGAUGGUUCGCUGGGAAACAGAUUAGGAAUGCUGCGGCUAUUGGUGGAAACAUCAUGACUGGCUCUCCCAUCAGCGACCUCAACCCUCUGCUCAUGGCUGCUGGGGCUACACUAACUCUGGGCAGCCAAGGUGGAGGUGAGCGGCAGGUGGUGAUGGACCAACAUUUCUUCACUGGAUACCGACGCAACAUUGUCAAGCCCGAGGAGGUGUUGCUGUCGGUCCACAUCCCCUACACCCAGCAGGAUGAAUACUUCUUGGGGUAUAAGCAGGCAAGACGUCGGGAUGAUGACAUAGCCAUUGUUAAUGCUGGCUUCAGAGUUAGGGUACGACCAGGCUCAGGUGAGGUGACUCGGCUGGAUAUGGCAUUUGGUGGCAUGGCUCCCACCACUGUGAUGGCCCUCAAUACCAUGAAGGAGCUGGUGGGCCGGUUGUGGGAUGCAUCACUCCUGGAGGCUGCCACCUCACUCCUGCUCCAAGACCUACCACUCUCUCCCUCAGCCCCAGGUGGAAUGGUGGAGUACCGACGCGCUCUCACUCUCAGUUUUUUCUUUAAAUUUUACUUGAGUGUGAGAGGGUGGCUGAGUGAGCGGCUGCCACAGCAGGUGGCGCCGCUGACGAAGGAAGAAGAACUGGCCACCCAGAUCCACCGCCACACUGCACCCUCAAGCACACAACUCUUCCAGAAGGUUCCUCCAGGACAAAGCCCUGUGGAUCCCAUAGGGCGGCCCAUAACACAUACCUCCGCUCUGAAGCAGGCUACCGGGGAAGCAGUGUAUGUGGAUGACAUGCCCACCUUCUCUAACGAGCUUUAUGCUGCCAUGGUCCUCUCUACUCGUCCUCAUGCCAAAAUCCUCAACAUUGAUGAGUCUGAAGCUCUUAAAGUGGAGGGCGUAGAGAGAAUCUUCUGUGCCCGGGACCUCCCAGGGGAGAGGAACAUAACUGGCUCUGUGGUCCCGGACGAGGAAGUGUUUGCGUCAGAGAAGGUGACGUGUGUGGGGCAGCUUGUGGGACUGGUGGUAGCCAAGGAUCGGGCCACUGCACAAAGGGCAUCCAAGCUGGUCAAGAUACACUACCAAGAUAUUGAGCCAGUCAUCAUCACCAUUCAGGAUGCCAUCCAUGAGAAGUCAUGGUGGGAGCCGUGCACAAUAUGCAAUGGUGAUACAGAGGCGGCAUUCAGUACCUCAGAUCACAUCCUGGAAGGUGAGAUGCAUUUGGGAGGGCAGGAGCAUUUCUACCUGGAGACCAAUGCUCACCUUGCUGUACCUAAAUGUGAAGAUGGGGAGCUUGAGCUAUUUUCAUCCUCUCAGAACCCCACUAAAACACAGGAACUGGUUGCCAAGGCCCUGAAUGUUCCAAAUAACAGGAUAGUUUGUCGGGUGAAAAGAAUGGGUGGAGGAUUUGGUGGCAAGGAGACACGAACAAGUGUUGUGUCUGUCCCCAUCAGUGUGGCUGCUGCUGCGUUGGGUCGUCCGGUACGUAUCAUGCUGGACCGGGACGAGGACAUGGUUAUCACAGGCGGCCGACACCCAUUCUUGUGCCGUUGGAAAGUUGGCUUCACCACCCAGGGGAAGUUCCGUGCUUUGGAGGUGGACAUCUACAACAAUGCUGGCUGCUCCCUUGAUCUCUCAGUUUCAGUUCUUCACAGGGCCAUGUUCACCCUCGAUAAUGCCUACAAGUGGGGGGUGGUGAGGGUGACAGGGUACGCAUGCAAGACCAACCUCCCCUCCAACACUGCCUUCAGGGGCUUUGGUGGUCCCCAGGGUAUGAUGUUUACUGAAGACAUUGUGUCAAGAAUUGCUGCCUUCCUCAAUCUCGACUACGUCCAGGUCGCUGAACAGAACUUGUAUGAGAGUGGUGAUGUGACACACUUCAACCAGGUGAUGGAAAACUGCACUGUCCGCCGCUGUUGGGAGGAAGUCCUCACACAGUCCAAGUACCACCCCCGUACUGCUGCUGUCCACCAGUUUAACAAAGAGAACAGAUAUAAAAAGCGAGGGAUAUCAUUAGUACCAGUAAAAUUUGGGAUUUCCUUCACUGCCACAUUCCUGAACCAGGCCGGGGCUCUAGUGUGUGUCUACAUUGAUGGCUCAGUGCUUCUGUCUCAUGGAGGUACCGAGAUGGGCCAGGGACUCCACACCAAGAUGAUACAGGUGGCAUCAAGGGUACUGAAGAUCCCGACUGAACAGAUCUACAUAGCCGAGACAUCCACAGACAAGGUCCCCAACACAUCCCCCUCUGCUGCCUCUGCCUCAUCUGACCUCAAUGGCAUGGCUGUGUUGGAUGCCUGCACAAAGAUCAUGGAGCGGUUGCAGCCUUACAUAGAAAAAAAUCCUAAAGGGACUUGGAAGGAAUGGAUCAAGGGAGCUUACUUUGAUCGUGUAUCUCUCUCUGCCACAGGCUUCUACAAGACUCCUAAUAUCUCAGGCUACAACUUUGAGAGAAAUGAAGGUCGACCAUUUAACUACUUUUCAUAUGGAGCAGCAGUGACGGAGGUGGAGGUGGACUGCCUGACGGGCGAUCACUCGGUGCUGCGGACGGACAUUGUGAUGGACGUUGGGGACUCUCUCAACCCAGCCAUAGACAUAGGACAGAUUGAGGGAGCCUUCACACAGGGUCUUGGUCUCUACACCAUGGAGGAGCUGUGUUACUCCCCAGAAGGUGUUCUCCUGACCCGGGGUCCUGGAACCUACAAAAUACCUGGGUUCCAAGACAUACCAAAGGAAUUUAAUGUUUCCCUUCUGCGAGGAGCACCUAACCCGAAGGCAGUAUUUUCAUCCAAGGCUGUUGGAGAGCCGCCUCUCUUGUUGGCUGCUUCAGUGUUCUAUGCUAUCAAACAGGCAGUGGGAGCAGCUCGGGCAGAUCAAGGUCUUCAUCCUGUCUUCCAACUGGACGCUCCUGCCACAAGUGCUCGAAUUCGUAUGGCCUGCCAGGAUUUCCUUACUAAGAAGAUUGAGUCAGCAACUCCUGGAACCUUCAAGCCUUGGUCAGUGAUAGUGUAGGAGGAGACCCCAAGAGGAGGAGCUGGUUGUUGAAGAGAAGCUCAAAUGUACUGUUCUGUAUAUUACAGAUCUCAAGUUGUAAAUGGCUCAAAUACUACUAUAAGUCGAUCUCAUCUUGUGCAGGCAGUAUGUCAUCUCUUCAUGGUAAUCAAAGAUGUGAGACAGAUCAAAAUGACUGUGAGAUCUCUUUUCUGUGUUGUUAUUUUUUCUCUGGAUACAGUAAAUCAAGCAGUGAAGUUUAGAAAAAUGGUUGAAUCUCAUGGCUUAGAUUUUCAGUGAGGGACAGUAUUUGCAGUACUGUACACCCUAUUACCUGUCACAUGUUACCAACCUUUACCUACUCUGUACAUAAUCUAAUAUGAAUAGUUACCUUCUAUGUACAGCAUUAGUUCCCCUGAUUCUAUUUUCUUCAUUUCAAAAGUGAUAUGCCAGUUGCUCUUCAUUCUUCCAUACAAAUAUUUACAGACCUGGAUGUAUACAUAUCACGCUGUGACGGUCACGGGCAGAAAUGGUAAAUGUUGGAAAAAUUACCACAAACUGGACGGCUAAAUUUUUUUUUUUUUUUAAGAUAGACGAUAUAAAACAACAAUACAAAAUACACGUAUAACAUAAUUAAAAGCUGAUUUAGGAUUUCAGUAUUGGAUUAGUUUUAAUUAGGAUAACAUUUGUUUAUGUCUUACGAAGAAAAACAAAUGAUUUGGUAAUAAUGUUCGUAAUCCCAUUUAACAUUGUAUGUCUCAUUAAGUUCACCUGUGCUUCAGCCAUUCAAAAACACCGAAUCAACUGCAAUUCGGUAACGUUCUGCUGCAUGACCUUAACAAACAGUUAAACCACUAUACAUUGUAGUCGCAUGAUCAGGCCAAAUUUGUUUACUUGCAACCCAUUCCUUUAAAUUUACUCUUGUCUUUGAGAGAAUUAAAGAACUCAAUUACAACACACUGAAACACAUCCAAAUAAGGCCCACGUCUCUCUCUCUCACAGUGGUAUGUUGUGGAUCAGUUCAGAGUAAUGACAUCCUGGCCAGAAUCAUAACACAAGGCUGUAACAAAAGAUUAAUGUCCCAAUAAGACAUCAAACAACAACUGGGAAUUUUUUUUAUCUAGCAACAUUUACUAACAUGAAUUAGGAGCCAAAAUUAAUAUUUGGGUAAUUAUUCGGAUAAUGACCGUCAGCUGCUUUUCAUUGAGAAUGGGUUAAAGAAUACCCAGUUUUCACCGAUUUUAUUAGGGGAUACUGUACUGUAUUAUGUUGGGAUAAAAUAUAAAAAUGGC
Molecule: messenger RNA, 5536 nt
Organism: Homarus americanus (American lobster)
Lineage: Eukaryota; Metazoa; Arthropoda; Malacostraca; Decapoda; Nephropidae
Gene: ry
Product: xanthine dehydrogenase/oxidase-like
Exons: 28
Coding region: 342-4265 (1307 amino acids)
Molecular function (GO): iron ion binding; xanthine dehydrogenase activity; 2 iron, 2 sulfur cluster binding
Source: RefSeq, a predicted model, not a curated record